Messenger RNA from Knipowitschia caucasica, 771 nucleotides. The record is from the annotation of a GenBank genome assembly. Lineage: Eukaryota; Metazoa; Chordata; Actinopteri; Gobiiformes; Gobiidae.
AUGCAUCUUUGGCUGUUAAAUUUAAUUAUAUGUUUUGGGUGCACCACUAAAGUUAAAUCGGUUCCAAUAAAGGGCAAUUUAACAGCACAGCUUUUCAAUGAUCUCCAAAUAAUCUGGCAAAGUAUUAUUAAAGAGAGCCCUGAAACGAUUGCAGAGUUGCAGACAUUUGGUUCUCAUCCAAUUCAAGGAGACAUACUACCACGUAUCGACAGGAAUGCUCUGCACAUGAUCUGGCCAUCUCCAGCAAUACCAUAUGAGAUACAUGACGAGAUAAAAAGUCGAAAAAGUGACAUAGAAGCAGCAACAAAAAUGAUUUCCGACAAAACUUGUGUGACAUUUCAUAAGCGUACGUCUGAGACAGACUACCUCCAUUUCCAAAACGGUCAAGGAUGUGCAUCGUAUGUGGGCCUCAUCCAUGGACAACAACCUAUAUACGUUGCAAGUGAUUGCAGAAUAGGAAACAUUGUUCAUGAAAUUUUGCAUGCGCUUGGGUUCUACCAUGAGCACACUCGCAUGGACCGUGACCAAUACAUCAAAAUUUUUGAAGAAAAUGUCAUGAAAAAAGCUUGGAAUAACUUCAGCAAGCAGCCUGGAAACACCUUAAAUAUUCCUUAUGAUGUGAGCUCAAUAUUGCAUUAUGGAAGUUGGUAUUUUUCAUCCAAUGGCCUGCCCACUAUUGAAUCCCUUGUUGAGACCGAAGACAUGGGACAGAGAAGGAGGUUGACAAAGUUUGACAUAGAAAGGGUUCAAAAGCUCUAUAACUGUGAUUAA